This is a messenger RNA of Drosophila eugracilis, 1814 nucleotides long. RefSeq lists its product as uncharacterized. Gene Ontology annotation, cellular component: SCF ubiquitin ligase complex. Gene Ontology annotation, molecular function: protein binding; nucleic acid binding. Bases 116 to 1660 code for a protein of 514 amino acids. The record is from RefSeq and is a predicted model, not a curated record. Lineage: Eukaryota; Metazoa; Arthropoda; Insecta; Diptera; Drosophilidae. Gene Ontology annotation, biological process: SCF-dependent proteasomal ubiquitin-dependent protein catabolic process. The transcript has a single exon.
UUUUGAAAGGAAACUCAUAAAAAUUAUUAAAUAUUUUUUACUGGACAAAUGAGCAAGUUUUAGAAUUUCGCGUAAAUUUAUAUAUUUUUAACCGUUUGUUUGGAAAACAAAAACUAUGUUUAACAUUCCGAAACCGAGAAUCAGGAACUUUUACGUUAAGGAUAGUGUAGCAUACACGGAGGAUCGCAAGGUUGUGAGAAGGUUGAAGCUCUGUUCGACUUGCCCUUUUUUGGAGCAGACUCUUGCUUCGCAUUUGUCGACUUUUGGGACCGUAGAAGAGUGCCACUGGGAUCCGGAUAAGCUAGAGGGAUCAGUGCUAUAUAAAGAAGCUACCGAAGCGGCAAAGGCACUAUAUUGCAAUAGGCAGACUGUAAAUGGCCGCUAUCUUACUUUGCAGGCCUGUGACACCUGGGAUCAGCCGGAUGAGCAGGACAAUCCGGACAGCAAGAGUGCUUACGAUCUACCCGUCGUCGAUGACAUUUGGCGUAAGGUGCUUGAAUAUCUGCCCCUAGACUCACGUCUCAACUUUGCAUCCAGUUGCCAAAGAUUCCAGGAUAUCUACAAAAUGGAAUCGCAGCGAUUGAGUAAAGUGAUUAAAAUGGACGAUGUUUGUAAGCUGACCAACUGGGCCAUCAGGCGAAUGAUGCAACAUUCAGGGAAGCACAUUAAACGCUUAGAAGGUGGACCAAUUCAUUCGCAGUGGAAACAUUUGUUGACAUUUGCAAAUUUUUUAGGUUUAAGCGCUAAAAAUCUAACCGAACUUCAUUUCGACUAUAUCCCACUGACCACAACUCACAUGAUUAACCUUUUCCAUAGACCCAGUUGUUUGAAUAAUAUUACCAACCUCUCGUUGCGCCAUUGUGAUAUUACAGAUCAGCAUUUCAUGUGCCUUGUAUCGCUAACCAAACUGAAGUCCCUAGAUAUUGGAGAAAACACGGGUAUUAGGGGCGAUAUGUUUUGUCUUCUACCAAGUGCCUUAGAGAACCUAAACGUUAACCGCUGCGAGAAUCUGGAGUACUCGCGCCUUUCCUUUGUGGGAUCUUACCAGCUUCGCGAACUACACUGCUCAGAGAUUCGCGUUCUGGACUUCAACCGUUUGUGGGUAGACAACGAUCAGCUGGAAGUCUUGGCCCAAGAAGGGCAUGUUUACUCGAAUCUGACCCAUUGGUGCCCAUCGCUGGAAGUUCUGGAGGUGUCGGUAUGCCCUUACUUGGACGAACCGGAGCUGGGAAAACUGUCCCACUUGCGCAAAUUGGUCCUUCGUUCCGUGCCUUUGGAGCCGCUACCAUACCAGGUGAAUAACUCGUUACUGAUGGCACUCGUGGAAUUGGAUUCAUUGCGGCAUCUAGAGUUCCAGCAGGCUGGACCUGCUUUCGUGGAUGGCAAAGGUCUGAGGAUUAUAUCGCUGCUAAAAGAGCUAAGAACUUUGAUUUUACGCAACCAGAACUUUAAGGCUAAUGAACUAAUGGAACUGCGCAAGCUUAACGCCUUGGAGUAUCUGGAUCUCAGUGAUUCGACUAAUCUCUCCAAUGAAAUCGUCGUAGAACUGGCCAAGGCCCUUCGUAGGCUGCGUCGGUUUAAGGUGAAACGAUGUCCCCUAAUCUCAAGCAGGCUGACACAGAUUCUUAAAGAUAUUCCAUUGCUCCAAGUUGACGUUUAGAAAUUGUUAUUGUUGUUGACUAUUUACUUGUUGAAAUUAAAUUUGUGUUAACCAGCUUUAAUUAACCAUUCCUUAACUUUUAAGGGACGAGCACAACUCAUAGAUAUACUAAAACUAGUGGUCUAGAAACACCAAGGCGUUAAAUUGGGGAGAC